Diabrotica virgifera virgifera (western corn rootworm) is the source of this 1072-nucleotide messenger RNA. RefSeq lists its product as uncharacterized. Bases 55 to 474 code for a protein of 139 amino acids. Lineage: Eukaryota; Metazoa; Arthropoda; Insecta; Coleoptera; Chrysomelidae. The record is from RefSeq and is a predicted model, not a curated record. The transcript has 2 exons.
UAUGCUGACGACACUUUAGUACUAGCAUCAUCAACAAAUGAACUUGAAUACAUCAUGUACAGACUAGAUACUAUUAGUCGUGAAUAUGGACUUAAAAUUAAUGUACAGAAGACCAAGGUAAUGAUAAUCGAUCGAAUUAGAAAUAACCAGCCGGAAAUACGAAACGUAGCGGGGUUUGAAGCGGUAAGCCGUUUCAAUUAUUUAGGUUCUGUUAUCACAAACAAUGGUGGAUGCGAAGAAGAAAUACGCCGACGCCUUACAAUGGCCAGAUCAGCAACGGUCAAUAAAAGCGUGGUGGACAGAUUGAGUAACAUUCAAACAGUCAAACACAUAAACCACAUUGAAUUGAAUAUUCUUAAAACUCUGUUUGAAAUUAUACAAUUAGAAGUAAAUGUAACAACUGCUUGGAUUAAAGGCAAGCGUCCACAGACCCGCAUCGUACGCAUCGGACGCAUCGUACGCAACGGAUUUUAGUUUGCCUUGUACAGAAACUUAUGUAACCGCGUCCACUGAUCCGCAUCGUACGGAUCGCAUUAUCGAUUGUCAAACUAAAAUCCGUUGCGUACGAUGCGGCUCUGUGGACGCUUGACUUAAGGGUCAUUCGGGAAUAAAAGGCAAUGAAAUAGUUGACAAUUUUGCUAAAUCAGCUUAUGUGAUCGGAGAAAAAAUAAACAAAAAUUUAAUUCCAGCUUCAGAUAUUGAUACUUUUAGCAGACAAAAACUUAAAAAUAAUUGGCAAUUGCAUUACAGAGAAUGUAAUACUGGCUCAAAUUUUGCUCAUUGUAACCCUAGGAUAUUCUCAAAAAGAUGGUUUUACACAGAAUAUAACAGACUUUUAUAAAGGCCAUUAAUCGAUUGAGAGCCAAUCAUGCUCUUACGCCAUCUUACAUGAAUAGAAUCGGCUUGGCAGAUACUCCCAAUUGUACUUGUGGCAAAAUCGGAGAUCUAACACAUGUCAUAUUAGAAUGUCAUUUAAACAUAAAUAACAUAAACGACCUUUAUAAGGAAUUAAAAUAUUUAAAAUGUUUUUUCCCAAUAAACCUAAAUACUUUAAUAUUUACAAAUGAUAUGG